Molecule: messenger RNA, 1764 nt
Organism: Penicillium daleae
Lineage: Eukaryota; Fungi; Ascomycota; Eurotiomycetes; Eurotiales; Aspergillaceae
Product: putative ubiquitin ligase complex F-box protein GRR1
Exons: 2
Coding region: 1-1764 (587 amino acids)
Biological process (GO): SCF-dependent proteasomal ubiquitin-dependent protein catabolic process
Cellular component (GO): SCF ubiquitin ligase complex
Molecular function (GO): protein binding
Source: RefSeq, a predicted model, not a curated record
AUGCCUCCUCGCCCUCGCCCUUCCGCUCGACUCUCGAGCGAAGCACCCUCCGAAACCUCGUCUUCGACGUCACCGGAACGCGCUGCGGACGAUGAUACCGAUUUCUUCAUGGCUCAAGCCAACGACUCGCAGUCGUCGAUUGGCGUCGCUACUUUCCGCGACCUCCACGUGCACGCGAGUCGAUCUGCCCCAGUACCACCGAUCGGCCGCCUCCCUCCCGAGAUCUUGAUUGCCAUCUUCUCCAAACUCGCGUCGCCCAUGGACAUGCUGAACUGCAUGUUGGUGUGUCGAAACUGGGCUGCAAAUAGCGUUGGAAUUCUAUGGCAUCGCCCGUCGUGCAACAACUGGGACAACCUGAAGAGCGUUGCGUCAUCUGUGGGGAAGCCCGAUAGCCUCUUCGCCUACGCGGAUCUCAUUAAGCGGCUCAACCUGUCCGCUCUGACCGAGGAUGUCAGUGAUGGCACGGUCGUCCCUUUCACACAAUGCAAGCGCGUGGAGCGGUUGACAUUGACAAACUGCUCGAAACUGACGGAUAAAGGCGUGUCCGAUCUGGUGGAGGGCAACCGACAUCUACAAGCGCUGGAUGUUUCCGACCUCCGAUCCUUGACCGAUCACACGCUUUUCGCGGUAGCGAGGAAUUGCCCGCGCCUGCAAGGCUUGAAUAUCACAGGAUGCUCCAAGGUCACAGAUGACUCGCUGCUGGUCGUGUCGCAGAAUUGUCGUCAAAUCAAAAGACUAAAACUGAAUGGCGUGUCCAACGUGACCGACCGGUCAAUUGUGUCAUUUGCAGAAAAUUGUCCGGCAAUCCUGGAGAUUGACUUGCAUGACUGCAAGUUGGUGACCAGCCCGUCAGUCACGGCCUUGCUCACCACCCUACGUCACCUGCGAGAGCUGCGGCUUGCACACUGCUCGGAGAUCAAUGACUCGGCAUUCCUGAAUCUGCCCGAGCGAAUGACAUUCGACAGCUUGCGCAUUCUCGAUUUGACGGCAUGCGAAAAUGUCAAAGACGACGCUGUGGAGCGAAUCGUGAACGCUGCUCCUCGUCUCCGAAACCUGGUGUUGGCCAAGUGCCGCUUCAUCACAGAUCGCUCGGUGUCUGCCAUUUGCAAGCUGGGGAAAAACCUCCACUACGUUCAUCUGGGCCAUUGCUCAAACAUUACUGACGGCGCGGUCAUUCAGCUGAUCAAGUCUUGUAAUCGCAUUCGCUACAUCGACCUGGCUUGCUGCAACCGCUUGACCGAUCUCAGUGUGCAGCAACUGGCUACUUUGCCGAAACUCCGCCGUAUCGGUCUGGUCAAAUGCCAGGCUAUCACAAACCAAAGCAUCCUGGCUCUGGCCCACCCUCCCAGAGCCAAUCACCCGAUGGUCAGCAACCUAGAGCGGGUCCAUCUCAGUUACUGUGUCGGCCUGGACAUGAAGGGAAUCCGUCCUCUGAUCAAUAACUGCCCACGCCUCACGCACUUGAGCUUGACUGGUGUGCAAGCAUUCCUUCAAGAGGACCUCACGGCUUUCUGUCGUGAAGCCCCACCAGAGUUCACUCAACAACAAAGAGAUGUGUUUUGUGUGUUCAGCGGCGAAGGCGUGACUCGGCUUCGCGAGUACCUCAAUCGAGAACUGACGUCUCAUCCCGAAGAAACCGAAGCCACCAUGUACGACGAUGAUGACGAACUGGACGAAGACGAGGGCCAGAUGACCGGUCUGAUGCACGCCACCGGCAUCAACGACGAAGAAUACAUGGACGUCCCUGAUGUCCCUCCUCAAUGA